AAUAAAUUCCUCGUUUUAUUACUUGUAAUGGGUAUAAAAACUUGCAGGUCGAGUAAGUAAAACAAUCAAUUAAUUUCCAAAGAUCAUAAGGAUAAGUUGUGUUUGAAAUAAGUUGAACAUCAUGUUAAGAUAUUUAUGUUUAGUUGCAUUAAUUGCCAGCAUCUAUGGUGCUCCAGUGAAUGAUACAGUAAGCUCACCUGAUGUAGUGGUACCAGCAGUGCAACCAACUCAUAUCAACUCCAAUCCUUCACUUGUUAAUACCGCUGAUAAGCAUGAACAGGAAGUUGUUGGUAAAAAAUUGACUACUAAAUCACCUGAAGUUGUGGAAAUUUUAGAAUCCGGUUUGGAGCAUCAAACGGAUGGUUCUUACAGUUUCCAUUAUCGUGGGUCCGAUGGCAGUUUCCGCGAAGAAACUGCAGUUGUCAAAAAUCCGGGUACCGAUCAUGAAUACUUAGAAAUAACUGGAGCUUAUUCAUUCUUUGAUGCCGAUGGCAAAGAGGUCGUGGUUCACUAUAAAGCCGAUGAUAAAGGUUUUGUUCCGGUUGGCAAUAAUAUACCCGACGUUAUAUCUGUAGCAGCCCGUGAAAAUAGUCAACUUCCUCCUUUGAAAAAAUUAGAGGAUUUUGACGAUUAAAUUUUAAAA
Lucilia cuprina (Australian sheep blowfly) is the source of this 643-nucleotide messenger RNA. RefSeq lists its product as uncharacterized. The record is from RefSeq and is a predicted model, not a curated record. Gene Ontology annotation, cellular component: chitin-based extracellular matrix. The coding region runs from base 122 to 634 and encodes 170 amino acids. Gene Ontology annotation, molecular function: structural constituent of chitin-based larval cuticle. NCBI's taxonomy places the organism in Eukaryota, Metazoa, Arthropoda, Insecta, Diptera, Calliphoridae. The transcript has 2 exons.